GAAACCUUGGACAGCAUGGAGGAGCUUCUUUUACCCAAUGCGGAGGAGGAGGCGCGCUCCGACCACAGCACGUACGUUACGGGAGACGCGGGAAGGACGAUGGGGGACCGGGUGAAGACUGGCCUCAAGAAACCGCUGAACCUCCUAAAUGCCGUGAAGGAUUUCCUGUUGAGGAACGGGCUGCUGACGCUGUCGGUGGUGGCCGUGGUCGGCGGCUGCACCAUGGGCUUCCUGCUGAGGGGAACCCAGCUGUCCACACAGGCGAAGAUCUACUUCUCUUUUCCUGGAGAGCUGCUGAUGAGGAUGCUGAAGAUGCUCAUCCUUCCUCUCAUCACAUCCAGUUUGAUGUCAGGUCUCUCCUCCAUGGAGUCCAAGGCGUGCUGCAGGAUGGGGGUCCUGACGGUCACCUACUACCUGUGGACCACCUUCAUCGCCGUGGUGGUCGGCAUCGUGCUCGUCAUCAUCAUCAAACCCGGCGUGGGAACGGACAUGGAGAGCCACCGGCUGGGGGGAGGGCCCGUGAUGACCUCGGCCGACGCCUUGAUCGACCUCAUCCGGAACAUGGUUCCCUCUAAUCUGAUUGAGGCCACGUUUCAGCAGUACAAAACGGACCUGAUUCCCAUCCUCAAAGUCCCAACCAGAACCGUGCAGCCCAACUUCGUCUACGUCUUCCCAGAUGAGAAUGACCCUAAAGGUCGGACAGUGUACCUUGAGCUGACCCCGCCUCCAGAUGUCACGUACAAAACGAGUCCUGGCACCAGCCAACAGAUGAACGUCCUGGGCAUCGUCAUCUUCUCCGCCACCAUGGGCUUGUUGCUGGGCAGGAUGGGGGAGCGAGGAGCUCCACUGGUCAACGUCUGCCAGUGUAUCAACGAGUGUGUCAUGAAGAUCAUCAACGCUGCUGUGUGGUACUUCCCAUUUGGAAUCGUCUUCCUGGUGGCGGGUAAGAUCCUGGACAUGCAAGACCCAAGCACGCUGGGGAAGAAGCUGGGCUGGUAUGGCAUCACCGUGCUCGCUGGCCUCUUUGUCCAUGGACUUAUCCUCCUCCCUUUCUUCUACUUUGUCCUCACCAAGAAGAACCCCUUUACCUACAUCCGCGGGCUGCUGCAGGCCAUGGUGAUCGCCCUGGCAACCUCCUCCAGCUCUGCCACGCUUCCAAUCACCAUGAAGUGUUUGUUGGAAAACUGCCAUGUGGACCGACAAAUUGCUCGCUUCGUCCUACCCGUGGGGGCUACAAUCAACAUGGAUGGGACGGCACUGUACGAGGCUGUGGCGGCCAUCUUCAUUGCUCAGGUUAAUGACUAUGAGCUGGACUUCGGCCAGUUGGUCACCAUCAGCAUCACGGCCACAGCUGCCAGCAUCGGUGCAGCAGGGAUCCCUCAGGCUGGUCUGGUUACCAUGGUGAUUGUACUGACAUCAGUAGGCCUGCCCCCAGAUGACAUCACACUCAUCGUGGCCAUCGACUGGAUUCUUGACAGGUUUCGAACCAUGAUCAACGUUCUGGGCGACGCUCUGGCAGCGGGAAUCAUCGCCCACCUCUGUCGGAAAGAUUUCCCCCUCAGUGGAGCAGGAAAGGCUGGGCCAUCUUAUGGUACGCAGAAUCCUCACGCUCAUAACAGUGUAGAAGUGCCAAUGACAGAGAUCCACACACACAAAGACUGUAUGUUUGAUACGACGGGCGACUCAGUCGGCGAGAGGCACGCACACACCGUUUACUAUAACAUCUGUCAGGUGUGA
Trematomus bernacchii (emerald rockcod) is the source of this 1737-nucleotide messenger RNA. Its product is annotated as excitatory amino acid transporter 5-like. Bases 16 to 1737 code for a protein of 573 amino acids. Gene Ontology annotation, cellular component: plasma membrane. Gene Ontology annotation, biological process: L-glutamate transmembrane transport. Gene Ontology annotation, molecular function: L-glutamate transmembrane transporter activity; glutamate:sodium symporter activity; neutral L-amino acid transmembrane transporter activity. The record is from RefSeq and is a predicted model, not a curated record. NCBI's taxonomy places the organism in Eukaryota, Metazoa, Chordata, Actinopteri, Perciformes, Nototheniidae. The transcript has 11 exons.